UGUGGAUCUUUUUUUUAGGGAAGUGAAGGUUUAAAGGUUUGACCUCAGUAUAAAACAAGCCCCCCGUCUUUGUGCUUCCCUUUAUUCCAGGAGCGUCAGCGGACUACACGGAUUCUCCAAAGGUUGGAAUCGUCACUGCUGCAUCAUGUCAAACAUUGAAUUGCUUAGGGGCAUUCGAAACACAACUAAAGUAACGCUACCUGUACUAGUUUGCUCAAAGUCGAUUGCUUGCAUUUUACCAGUUGCUUAUAUUGUAAUUGGGUCUCUGUAUCUCAAUGAGUGUCCACGGCAGCACUACAUCCCCAUCUACCUGAUCGCGUCGGGGGGGUUAACUUUGCUCAAUGUGCUGCUGUCCUGCAUCCCCUGCACCCAGAGGGACGAGGACGACAACGACGCAGGCAACACCCCCCUCAUCAUACUCUGCACCACCUGGAAUUCACUGACCUCGCUCUUCCUGUUCUGCUGGUUCAUUGCUGGUAAUGUGUGGAUCUACUCUAUUUACCAGCCCAACUACACCAAGAACUCAACGAGUCCCGAACUGUACUGCAACAAGACGCUGUAUAUGUUUGCCUUCUGGACCACCACCGUGGGCUACAUCCUCGCGGGUCUGUCCGUUGUAUCCUGCUCAUGCUUGGUCUGCUGCUUCCGCCAGUAUGUUCAAGCUGAUCCCGACAACAAUGUGUAGCCACUGAAGCUGUAGCUGCAGUACUUGGUAUUUUAAUCAAUCUGAAACAUGCACUUAUUAGCUUAUUAGUGCAGCAAGGACUUCUCUUUUACCUGUUUUCAAUCUGCCGUUCUGCCCAUAUAUUGUCCAGUCUCUCUUCCCUCCUUCCCUUUUUUUCUGCUGUGCAGCCUAUGAUAAGGAAUCUCACCAUCAUAAGCAGCGAGGAAACUUGAAAGGGGAAGUGUAACACAACAAGAACUGACCAAAUACUAAUCAGCUAUUUGUAUCCUAUGACAAAAAAAUGUCACUUUAGCAAAACAGAUGAGAACUGAACUAAACCACUUUAAGUCUGUGCUUGUAUGUUUUAUUUUAUGUGUUCAGCAACUUUUGUUUUCUACGUAAAAAUAGAUUGUUUGUCCAUUAAAAGGUUCUGUGUUCUAAAAUAAA
Molecule: messenger RNA, 1111 nt
Organism: Betta splendens (Siamese fighting fish)
Lineage: Eukaryota; Metazoa; Chordata; Actinopteri; Anabantiformes; Osphronemidae
Product: transmembrane protein 272-like
Exons: 5
Coding region: 146-685 (179 amino acids)
Source: RefSeq, a predicted model, not a curated record